AUGCAUGUAUUUGAUGAAAUACUAAAUUAUUUGAUUUAUUACAUAUACUUAUUGGAAAUAAUUUAUCUAUCUAUCUAUCUAUCUAUCUAUCUAUCUAUCUAUCUAUCUAUCUAUCUAUCUAUCUAUCUAUGUAAUUGGGCAAUUUUUCUAUUACACUAUCUAUCUAUCUCAAUUCUGUUCUCUAUCUGUCGCAAUUUCUCAACACCUAUCUAUCUAUCUAUCUAUCUAUCUAUCUAUCUAUCUAUCUAUCUAUCUAUCUAUCUAUCUAGAAAAAUGAAGAAAAAUUGUCCUUUAUUUUGUUUCUACAACUGCAUUACCAUUUCCUUGUUUUCUCCCUUUACGGGUUUGCUUUCUCUUUUGCCAAUUGCCACAUCUCUUUUGUGUUUUUAUUUUCCUUUUGGUCUCUUCAUUAAAUCUUGCUACAUUUUUCUUGUUUUCUCCCCCUCUCUCUCUCUUAUUACCCCUUUCUUCUUCUUUUCUUUGUUUUCUCUCUCUACGAAUUUGCUUUCUCUUUUAUGCCAAUUUCCACGUCUCUUUUGUAUUUCUCUUUUCUUUUUGAUCUCUUCAUUAAAUCUUGCUAUAUUUUUCUUGUUUUCUCCUUUCUCUCUCUCUUAUUAUUUCCUGCUUUCUCUUCUUCUUUUCCUUUCAGUAUUUUAUUUCUUCAUUCAUCCUUUUUUCAUUUUUCUAUCGACUUUUUCCCCCAUAUUUCUUUUUUCUACUUUUCUAUUAUUCUCUCCUCUUUUCUGUCUUCAAUGUCGCCAUUAUUUCUAUUCCCUGUCACUUUUCCCCUUCUUCAUCUCCUAUACAUCUUUUUGGCUUCAUUUCACUCCCGCCUUUAUCUAUUUUUCCUCUUUAUUAGCUAUUAGCUCUUGA
Acanthosepion pharaonis is the source of this 873-nucleotide messenger RNA. The record is from the annotation of a GenBank genome assembly. Lineage: Eukaryota; Metazoa; Mollusca; Cephalopoda; Sepiida; Sepiidae.